CAGGAAAUGAUGUUCGUCUAUGCCUUGCUCCUCGCCGUGGGGUUGCCACUGGUGGAUGUGAAUAGAACCAUAGGACCUCCCCCCCAGGGGAGGGCGCGCUGGACCUAUAAUUUGACAUGCCAUUACUGUUGAACCAUAAACAACUUCAGAUGUACAGCCAUUAAAACAUGUCCCUAUGACGUCAGACGCUGUCUGAUCGUCUCGAUUCGUUUGAACUUUCGUGAACUACUCGUUUACAAGGACUGUACGUACAAUUGCACAUUUUUAUAUCCAUCCCAAGUGCCUCCUGAAGCCCCAAGAGUAAUAAGAACCAAUAAUUUCUAUUUUGUUCGUUGUUGUGGUUCUAGGACUUGCAAUGAAGGAGGACCUACUAAUAUUGAGAGGGACAUCUUACCCGAUGAAGUAAUUGAGGAGGAGAUAGAAGGAACGGUGCGCUUGGGGGAGUCCAAAUUUUUCCUGAGCUUUGCUUCCAUCCUAGUCAGUAAUAUCCUGACAUGAGAAGCCCUCUUUGGAGGGUCUGAUCAUCUCCCUCCAUUUCUCAGAGCCAGUUCGCUCUCCUUUGCUCGCUUGUGAACCAGAGACACUGAUCCACGGGGUCCCCAGCUGGCCAGUUUCUCGUUUUUGGCUUAUUUCAAGAGAGAAAUAAAGAAUGUUAUGGUUUAGGUA
Messenger RNA from Diceros bicornis minor, 666 nucleotides. Its product is annotated as glycosyl-phosphatidylinositol-anchored molecule-like protein. The transcript is spliced from 3 exons. The record is from RefSeq and is a predicted model, not a curated record. NCBI's taxonomy places the organism in Eukaryota, Metazoa, Chordata, Mammalia, Perissodactyla, Rhinocerotidae.